GUUUCUCCUACCUUACCACUUUGUCCCUCUGCUUCUCACUGUGAAACUUCGUUAUCUUUUCCCUUCAUUUUUACCUAUACCACUUCACUUUGCUUUCAUUCUCCCGUACCCUAUCAACUCCACUUUCCUCUUUUCCCUCUCUCUCUCUCUCUCUACCUCACACAUCACACAUUCUCAUCCUCUUUUUAAGUCCUCCCACCUCCAAAGCUGAGAGAGCCACAACACAACCAAAAGCCUAUUCACUUGGUCAAUCAUUCUCUCACUUAGCAAACAAACACUGUGUGUAGCUGCAAUGGAAGAGUAUUACUACCAGAGACAUCACGUGCCAGCAUUUGGGAGCUGGGAUUGGAAUGAUAAUCUUCCUUUUACACAAUGCUUUGAGUCUGCAAGACAGGCUGGUUUGCUAAGAUAUAGUUACUCUGAGUCUGAAGAUAGAGAUCUUUAUGUCACUGGAGACUUGUAUGAGAAUGAUUUUGUCAAACCCGCUAUGAUCGUUGUUCCUCGCAGAAGGGAAAAGGUACGUUGCCAGAAUGAAAAAGACGAAAAAAAGCAGAAUUGGGUGAGUAAUGUGAAGGAGCUACCUAGCCCAACUAGUCCAAUUCAAAGACCAAAACCAAAGCCGGUGGAUGAGGACUUGUACAAGAUCUCACCAGAGCUUCUUUAUGCCAAAAAUAGGAAGAAGAGAGGGUUGUGUUUCUUUCCAAGCUGCUUGAUGCCUACUUGCAUUGCUUGAGAUCCAAGGAAAUUUGAGGAGCCAAUGUACAUAUAAGUGAAAUAGAUGAUAGAUACUUGAUUGAAUGAUAUUUAUUUACAACGGGACCUAGAAGAUUAUCAUUAUAUAUUGUCACAUGAUUAUUGUGGCAAGGACUUUGUUGUUUAUUCUUUAGACUUAAACCGUUUAGUUUUUGCUGGGGUGUUUUUAAUUAGUCUUUGAUGUACUUUGGGGUGAAUCAUUGUUAGGAAUUGAACUUUGGAAGUAAAAGCUCUGUGACCAGAAGUUUAAAGGAAAAAAGGGUUUAAAAAGUUUUUGUUCCUGUCAGAUAAUCUGAUGAAUAUUCUCCUCAGUGAAGCUCCAUGUAUGUUCUUGAUUUAGAGUUAAGGGGGAAUGCUAGAGGCCCUUGUAUACUAAAAUUGGACUUUGUAUAUAACAAUGCUGAUAGCAUGCAGGUUAUUAAUUCAAUUAAAGUCAAAAUUAAUUUUGUUUUGACUUUGGUU
Glycine soja is the source of this 1215-nucleotide messenger RNA. RefSeq lists its product as uncharacterized. The record is from RefSeq and is a predicted model, not a curated record. The transcript has 4 exons. NCBI's taxonomy places the organism in Eukaryota, Viridiplantae, Streptophyta, Magnoliopsida, Fabales, Fabaceae. The coding region runs from base 293 to 733 and encodes 146 amino acids.